Rattus rattus (black rat) is the source of this 1480-nucleotide messenger RNA. It is a transcript of the gene Nemp2, whose product is annotated as nuclear envelope integral membrane protein 2. The record is from RefSeq and is a predicted model, not a curated record. The coding region runs from base 9 to 1274 and encodes 421 amino acids. NCBI's taxonomy places the organism in Eukaryota, Metazoa, Chordata, Mammalia, Rodentia, Muridae. Gene Ontology annotation, cellular component: nuclear envelope. The transcript is spliced from 9 exons.
UGGCCGUGAUGCCCCCCGGGUCGUGGUGGCUGGUGCUUUGGCUGCCGCCCCUGGCCACGCUGCCAGCGGGUGCGGUGCCCCAGGAGGAGGCGGCAAUGUCAGUUCCAAGAUGUAAAUCUCUGAAGGAAACGGACUUAAUUAAAACUUCUGUGUCAGACUGCUAUUGCUACAAUCAACAUUCACAAAUAGAGUGGACAUACAUGUGGUCAACGGUGCAGGUGACGAUUACCAGCCCGGGCCUGCUCAGUAUUGUGUACAUCACAGGAAGACAUACUUGCCAGCACACAGAAACCAUUCUAUCUUUUCUCAAAUGUGUGACUCAUAACUUUUGGACAGCAGAGGAGGCUAAGGAGGUGACCAUAGUCUUCAGUCCAUAUGGAGAGACUGUGUGCUUCUCUGUGAAGCCUGUUGGGAGUUUACUUACCUAUGCAGUGAGCGUGAAUCGAAAUGUUGUGGAUUUCAGACUCUUCCUUGUGUUUGCGACAGGCAUUUUCCUUUUCUUUUAUGCAAAGACCUUGAGCCAAAGCCCUGUUUUCUAUUACUCUUCGGGUACCGUGUUAGGUAUUCUAAUGACACUGGUCUUUGUCCUUCUGAUGACUAAGAAACACAUCCCGAAGUAUAGCACAUUUGGGGCGCUAAUGAUUGGUUGUUGGUUUGCUUCAGUUUAUGUUUUGUGCCAGUUGAUGGAAAAUCUGAAGUGGCUGUGGUGUGGAAACAGAAUGUAUGUAUUAGGCUAUGCCUUGGUUGUCGGACUUUGUAGCUUUUCCGCCUGUUACAGUCGCGGGCCUCCUGCUGACAAGGGGAGCAGAGACCUUCUGAUGUGGGCACUGAGGUUCCUCUCCCUGGUUCUUGUCUACACUGGUAUGGCCAUCUCUCAGUUUGCCUAUGCUGUUAUGAUCCUGCUCCUGCUCUCCUGGACUCGGCACUAUCUACUGAGAGCAUUCAGCUGUCUGAGGUGGAAGGUGAGGCAGUGGUUCACAGCACGAGCACUGGUGGUGAGGUAUCUCACUGAUGAUGAGUACAGGGAGCAAGCGGAGGCCGAAACAGCCAGCGCUCUGGAGGAACUGCGCCAAGCCUGCUGCCGGCCCGACUUCCCUUCCUGGCUGGCUGUCUCCAGACUCCAGGCUCCUAAAAAGUUCGCAGAGUUUGUUCUUGGAGCAAGCCACCUGUCACCGGAAGAAGUCAGCACACACGAAAAGCAGUAUGGCCUUGGAGGUGCCUUCCUGGAAGAGCAGCUCUUUAGUCUGCAGACUGAGAGUCUACCUGCAAGCUGACUUCAUUCUGAACCGGAAAGCAAGUAAAAGGCAAGGAUCUGAUUCCAGCUGGGUGGGGCCCAAGCACCUCAGAGAAAAGUAAACCAUGCAAGUAAGGAAAAACUCAUUUGCACAGCAGAGUCUUACCGUGGUGCUGUGAAGACUGAAAUCGUCGUUGCCAUAGGCCCUGGAUGAAGACCUUCACAGGAACAGUGGAAACCUGUUCU